GUUAGGCCUUGGAGUUGCUAGUCUGCUUGUAAUGGUAGUCUCUGUUUCUCAGAGGUAUGCAACUCUGUAUAUUUCGUUGCAAAGGGAAAAGGAACAAAACAGUGAAAAACACUUUCUGUGCUUUUUUUGAAACGUAAACGAAACUCAAAGACAAAGAGAGAUUACAUUGCCUUUGUGUGCAUGUAAUGCGUUUUGGGACUCCAUUUAAUGCUCCGAAUAGUACUGAGAUUUUGUGUAAUAAAGAGCUUUCAAUGGCUGAAUAUGAAUGUGAAUACGAGUUUCUUUAUUUCAAAAGCUUUCAAGCCGGGUCCUCGUAUCUUUAGAGGGCCUUGUUUGGAAUAAAGGGUCCGAUUAUGGGGGUUUUGAUGGUUUUACUUCAUGGAUUUUUCUGGGUUUUGGAUUUCCGAAGUGGGUUUUGGAUUUUCAAAAUGGGUUUUUGAUACUUUCUGGAUUUGCUUAGUAUUUGGGUGCAGGGAAGGUGGUUUUGUAGAGUCAAUUUAGGUUUGUUUGUUUUUUUUUUGGGACUGAGAUUGGGCUUAGGGCUGGGUUGGAGAUGGACGAGACUGAUCUUGAAGAAGGGGAGGCUUAUCCUCCUUACCCGGAUGAUGAUCGAAACAUCGAUCCUGAUGAAGCUUUCUCUUACAUUGAUGAGAGGAUUCAAGAUGUUUUGGGACAUUAUCUGAAGGAUUUUGAGGGUGGGUUUUCUGCAGAGAGCUUGGGUGCAAGAUUUGGUGGGUAUGGUUCCUUUUUACCUGCUCAUCGGCGCUCUCCCUCUAUUUUGUCCAAUCUAAAAACUCCCCAGGAAGUUGGGAGCCACAGCAUCCCAAGACCUCUGCAUAAUCGUCCCUCUGAGGGUGCUCAUCAGAACUCUACGAUUCUAAUGAGUGAAGCUCUGCAUGUAAGACAUGAACCUGAUUCAGACGGUGCUCUACCACCACUUGUAUCAAGGUCUUCCAUGGAUAGUUCGGACAUGCCAUUUGAUCCAUCCAAUCACAAAAUGUUGAAGGUUCGGAUCAAAAUGGGUUCUGAAAGUAUAUUGGCUCUAAAAAAUGCACAAAUAUACAGUGGUCUUGGUCUUGAUAUGUCUUCAUCUUCAUCGUUAGAAGAAAGCACAGCCUUAUGCAAAGGGAAUUUAGCUGAAUCUCAAGAAACACUGGGUGAAUCUCCUUCCUGGAUUAUUAAGAUGAUGACCUCUUUUCCCUUUCCUGAUGGUGUACUGUUAUCACCUCUUGAAGAUAGUUUGGUUCACUUGGUGGAAGAGGAAAACUAUCCAAAACAUACUAGAUCCGGGACUGUUCAAGAAAUUUCUGCCAUAAUAGCGAAUGAGUUUGCUCCUGAAAAAGGGAACAUAGAAGUGUUUCAGAAGAAGAAACUGAAGCUACAGGACAAAACUCGAAGUUCAGUGGAAAUGAUAAAUGAGAGUUGUGAGGAUCCUGUGAAUGUCAUUGAUACCCAUCUAAACCAAGAAAUAGAUAUUCAGAACUCCAUUGACAAGGAGAUUGUUUCUAGUGCCUUGAAGCUUCAACUUACAUCCGAUGAAAAAAAUGAAGUCCUCAAUGUGGUGGAAGGUACUGGUAGCACUUCUAAAGGAAAAAUGGAUGUUCCGAAGCAUAGAAUCGGGACCUUUAUUAUAGGAAAGGAAGGAGCAUUGGAGUUAUUAUCUAAUGAGCAGGCUAAUGGGGCCCAUCCGAGGGGGAAUGCUAAAACUGGUUUGUUUGGAAAGGUUUGUGAAGAUAAAAGAGCUGGUCUUGAUAUAAGAGAUAGUGGGGCUAAAGUUGACAGCAGCUCUGUUUCAUCUAAAGUGAAUAAUGAUAUCCCAAAGAUAGUGAAAGUUUUAGCUGGUGGAACAACCCAACCUGCUAGACAGAAAUUUGAUCAGAAAGCUCCUUCCCAUCUGCAGGAUAGAAUGAAAAUUUAUCAUGGAAAAGAAAAUCCAUCUUCUGAGGGAAAAAAGAAACUGAAAGGAAGUCAAAGCAAUGACAGAUUGACUGCAGAGUCACCAAAGGAAAGCUUGAUGUCUGGUUCUUCUAAGGCACCAAAAGAUAAGAAUGCUUGUAACAGCUACUUUCCUCCUAAAGGUGAAGGGAAUGAUGUGAAAUCAUAUCAGGAUUUGAGGAAGGCAAGAUAUGACCUUAGUUAUUUUGGUGGGAAAAUGAAAUUGGGGAAAAAUGGAGCGAAACUCUCCAAGAUUGGGGAUGCUGAGAAAGAAAUGAAUGCAUUCAGUGGCAAAUCAAAGGAGAGAUCAGGUGGUAAAAAACCUAAUUCCCUGUCAACAUUUGAUGCACCUCUGAAAGUUGAUCUGAAUGACACUGCUUUAAUGGAAAACAGACCCAAUUUGAAAGUGUUUCCCACAGAGGCUGCACCAGUAGUCAUAGAGGAAAAUUGGGUAGCCUGUGACAAGUGUCACAAGUGGCGGCUUCUUCCAUAUGGUACAAAUCCAGACCACCUCCCAAAGAAGUGGCUGUGUAGUAUGCUUAAUUGGCUGCCUGGAAUGAACAAGUGCAGUUUCAGUGAGGAUGAGACCACGAAUGCUCUGAAUGCAUUGUAUCAAGUUCCCACUUCUGACAUUCCCAUUAAUCAGUUGAGUUAUUCUAAUCGAGUAGAAUCUGAUGUAACCUUGGCCAGUGGUCAGCAGUUUGAUCCAAUUCCCCAGGAGGUUGGUUUCAAUGCUGUACCUGGCGGUGGAAAGAAGAAACAGGGAUCAAGAGCAGUUUCAGAUGCAGAUGAUGCUAAACCAUUGAAAAUUAAGGGUAAAAGAGAGGCUGAUCAAGAUGGAUUUGAAGUUCACAAAAAACCAACGAAAAUAAGUAAGCAUUAUACUGACGUGGUUCAGAAUCCUGGCGGGUCAACAAAGCAAACCAGAAUUGAUGAUCAGAAAGACAAUAAAUGCUUUGCUUCUCAUUAUUCACAGGCAAAGGAUGGUUCAUUAGCUUCUAAAGAAAAACAAAAGAAGCAUGCUGAGAAGAUUGUGACUAUGGAGGAAUGUGGCAAAAAGGAGAUUUCCAGCAAGAAGAGGAAAUUGAAGGACUUCCAGGGUACUCAAAUUAAUUCAGCGAUUCCCCUGAGCAAACAUCAGAUAGAGAGAAAGUCCAGUGAACUGAAUUAUCAGGAAAAUGCUUUUGAUAGAAGUAAGGAGAUUCAUGGGAGCAAGGUAUCUAUAUCUACAUCUACUCUUGAUGCUAGAAGUUGUUUGAGAAAGGAUUUGGGAUCAGGACAGCCUUUUGUUGCAACUACCUCUAGCUCAUCUAAGGUUUCAACCACCUGUAAAAUUAAAGUUCGCUUGCGAAAAGUUAAGGGCUCACCUGUAGAAUCAGUUACUUCUUCACCUUUAAGGAUUUCCAACCCAGACAGUCUGAGCAAGAGCCUCUUAGGACUGGAUGAUGCUUCAAGUGCUAGUUUCUCCAUUACAAAUAGCCAGAGAAGAGGCUCAGGAGGUAACUUUGAUGAUGGAAGUGAUCCUUCUGAGACAAUACGAAAGGAGAAAGAUCGGAAUCCAAUGGAGAGUUUGAAGUAUAAUGUGGAGAGUAACCCUCCGGAUUGUACACCUUACAAAGAAGAAAUGGAUAGUGUGAAGAACAAAACCCAGGCGGAUUACAACAUUAAGUCUGAGAAUGUUCAGAGAAGUUAUGUUGGUAGGAAAUUUUUUCCUGGGAAAGAUCUAAAUAACUGUAGGAAAAGAGGGUACCAAUCAGAAUCUGAAAAGCGCAAGGAUCCAUAUGCAAAAUCAGAUACUAAGUGGCAGGAUGGGAAAUCUACAGCAGAGAAGAACCAUGAGAAUGAAAGAUCCGCAAAGGAUACAUCUUGUCAUGCAGCAAAUAAUGCCUUGAAAGAGGCUAAGGAUCUUAAACAUUCUGCCAAUCGUCUUAAGAUUUCUGGGUCAGGACUACGAAGCACCGAGCUAUUCUUCCAAGCGGCUUUGAAGUUUCUUCAUGGGGCAUUGCUUUUAGAACAUUGCAACACUGAUACUGCGAACUACGGGGAAAUGACAUCAAUGCAAGCUUAUGGUACUACUGCAAAAUUAUGCGAAUACUGUGCCCAUGAAUUUGAGAGAUGCAAUGACAUGGCAUCUGCGGCUCUUGCAUACAAAUGCGUGGAAGUGUCAUACAUGCGGUUAAUCUAUUCCAAUGAUCUCAUUGCAAGCAAAGACCGUCACGAGUUGCAAAUGGCUCUUCAAAUGGUUCCUUCAGUUGAGUCUCCAUCAUCGUGUGCCUCAGAUGUUGACAACUUAAACUAUCAAGCAACAAUGGAUAAGGCAAAUGUUCCCAAGGAUGUUGACUUGCCUCAACUUACUAUUGAUCAUGUUGUUGCUGCUAGAAACCAGCCACGCUUUGUACGGCUGCUCAAUUUUGCACAAGAUGUAAAUUUUGCAAUGGAAGCUUCAAGGAAAUCUCAGGAUGCGUUUGCCGCUGCUAGUGUAGUUCUUGCUGAGGCAGGAAACAGUGAGGGUAUUUCUUAUGUUAAGAGAGUCCUUGAUUUCGGCUUCCAUGAUUUAGAGGGACUAUUAGAUCUGGUGCAUCAUACAAUGGAAGUUCUUAAUAGUUAAUGUUCCCAGUUGUUACUGGGAUGGACUGGCACUUUUCUGAAUAUAAGAGAAAUUUACUUAA
This is a messenger RNA of Camellia sinensis, 4604 nucleotides long. Its product is annotated as cysteine-tryptophan domain-containing zinc finger protein 3. NCBI's taxonomy places the organism in Eukaryota, Viridiplantae, Streptophyta, Magnoliopsida, Ericales, Theaceae. The record is from RefSeq and is a predicted model, not a curated record. Gene Ontology annotation, molecular function: zinc ion binding.